AUGCUGGGACCUGCUGAUGCUGGCGUCACGGGUGGAGCUGCUGGAGGACCAAGACGAAUAUUCAUAAGAAAUGAUGUGAUGUUGGUCCGUACAAAGGAAAAGACUAACACCAGAAGCCGACAGCGUCUUCUUCUGCAAUCAUCAGACGAAGAAGAUUACGUAGAUUUCUCUGACUGCGAUGAGGAAGCAGAAAUAAUUGAAACUGCAGAUCAUUCCAGCGAAUCUGAGCAGUCAUGCGUUGACGGGAAUGAAGUGAAAGGAAUGCCACAUGAUGACUGCCAUUUUUAUAUUGGUAAGGACAAAGAAACUUUGCGGAUAAAUAAUCCGUUAGCACUACCAAGGGAACCAAAACGUAAGAAUGUAAUCAAAGUCCUACCUGGCCCGAAAUGCAAUGGUAGCGAAGCUAAAAGUGAAAUUGAAAGUUUUCUCAAAUUGUUUGAUCCUGAGAUAAUUGAUUAUGUCGUUGCAGACACAAACAAGUACACAAAUAAGAAGAAAUCGUCUGUGAAUUACUCAAGGGCUAGAGAUUGCAAAACUACUUCUGCUUCUGAAAUAACGGCUCUUUUAGGAGCACUGUUUCUCAUUGCUGUACAAAAAGGAGGACGCACAAAUGUAUUAAAACUGUGGGCAUCAAAUGGAACAGGAAUGAUUAUUCUAAGGGCAGCAUUUUGCUACAAACGCUUUCUGUUCUUGCUCCGGUCACUCAGGUUUGACGAUACUUCUACAAGAAAAGAACGACUAGCAACUGAUAAACUUGCUGCCAUCCGCGAUCUCCACUCAGCAUUUCUGAAAAACUGCAGAAAUAACUACAGUCCAGGGGAGUUCACAACCACAGACGAAAUGUUUGUCCCAUUUCGCAGACGUUGUGUUUUUGUUCAGUACAUGCCCAAUAAGCCCGCUAAUUAUGGAUUGAAGUUGUAUGCAUUGUGUGAUAGCAAGACAUUUUAUAUUUUUAAUUUUGAAGUGUACUGUGGCAGACAGAAUCCUGGACCAUAUGUUGCAUCUAACCAGCCAAUGGAUAUUGUGAAGAGAUUGGUUGAGCCAAUCAAGGGAACGCACAGGAAUGUAACUACGGACAACUACUACAGUAGUUACCCUGUAGCCCAGCAUCUUUUAGAAAAUGGGCUAACGUUCAUUGGAACAUUGAAAAAGAACAAGGAAAUUCCUCCGGAAUUUUUGCUCAACAGAUCGCGAGAAAUUGGAAAUUGUCUUUUCGGAUUUCAAGAUGACUGUUUCGUGCCAAACAAAAAGGAACAAGGCUGUGCUUUCCCUGUCGUCAAUGCAUGA
This is a messenger RNA of Schistocerca piceifrons (Central American locust), 1287 nucleotides long. Its product is annotated as piggyBac transposable element-derived protein 4-like. The transcript has 2 exons. The record is from RefSeq and is a predicted model, not a curated record. The coding region runs from base 1 to 1287 and encodes 428 amino acids. Lineage: Eukaryota; Metazoa; Arthropoda; Insecta; Orthoptera; Acrididae.